AUGCUCAACCACAUCCUAAACCACAUCCCCACAACCGCAUCCUCAACUACCACAUCCUCAACCACAACCACAUCCACAACCACAUCCACAACCACAUCCUCAACCACAACCUCAACCACAACUACGUCCACAACCUCAACCACAACUACGUCCACAACCUCAACCACAUCCACAACCACAUCCACAACCACAUCCACAACCACAUCCUCAACCACAUCCUCAACCACAUCCUCAUCCACAACCACAACCACAACUACGUCCACAACCACAUCCUCAACCACAACCACAACCACAACCACAUCCUCAAACACAACCACAACCACAUCCACAACCACAACCACAUCCUCAAACACAACCACAACCACAUCCACAUCCACAUCCACAACCACAUCCUCAAACACAACCACAACCACAUCCACAUCCUCAACCACAUCCUCAACCACAUCCACAACCACAUCCUCAACCACAUCUCCAACCACAUCCACAACCACAUCCACAACCACAUCCUCAACCACAACCACAACCACACCCACAACCACAUCCACAACCACAUCCUCAACCACAUCCUCAACCACAUCCUCAACCACAACCACAACCACAUCCUCAACCACAUCCACAACCACAUCCACAACCACAUCCUCAACCACAACCACAUCCACAACCACAUCCACAACCACAUCAUCAACCACAUCCACAACCACAUCCUCAACCACAUCUACAACCACAACCACAUCCUCAACCACAUCCACAACCACAUCCACAAACACAUCCUCAACCACAUCCUCAACCACAUCCUCAACCACAUCCACAACCACAUCCACAACCACAUCCUCAACCACAUCCACAACCACAUCCUCAACCACAUCCACAACCACAUCCACAACCACAUCCACAACCACAUCCUCAACCACAACCACAACCACAUCCACAACCACAUCCACAACCACAUCCUCAACCACAUCCUCAACCACAACCACAACCACAUCCACAACCACAUCCACAACCACAUCCUCAACCACAACCACAUCCUCAACCACAACCACAACCACAUCCACAACCACAACCACAUCCACAACCACAUCCUCAAACACAACCACAACCACAUCCACAACCACAACCACAUCCUCAAACACAACCACAACCACAUCCUCAAACACAACCACAACCACAACCACAUCCACAUCCACAACCACAUCCUCAAACACAACCACAACCACAUCCACAACCACAACCACAUCCUCAACCACAACCACAACCACAACCACAUCCACAUCCACAACCACUUCCUCAACCACAUCCUCAACCACAUCUACAACCACAUCCACAACCACAUCCACAUCCACAUCCUCAACCACAUCCUCAACCACAUCCUCAACCACAUCCUCAACCACAUCUCCAACCACAUCCACAACCACAUCCACAACCACAUCCACAACCACAUCCUCAACCACAACCACAACCACAUCCACAACCACAUCCACAACCACAUCCUCAACCACAUCCUCAACCACAUCCUCAACCACAACCACAUCCUCAACCACAUCCACAACCACAUCCACAACCACAUCCUCAACCACAUCCUCAACCACAUCCUCAACCACAUCCACAACCACAUCCACAACCACAUCCUCAACCACAUCCACAACCACAUCCUCAACCACAUCCUCAACCACAUCUACAACCACAACCACAUCCUCAACCACAUCCACAACCACAUCCACAAACACAUCCACAACCACAUCCUCAACCACAUCCUCAACCACAUCCUCAACCACAUCCACAACCACAUCCACAACCACAUCCUCAACCACAUCCUCAACCACAACCACAACCACAUCCACAACCACAUCCACAACCACAUCCUCAACCACAACCACAUCCUCAACCACAACCACAACCACAUCCACAACCACAACCACAUCCACAACCACAUCCUCAAACACAACCACAACCACAACCACAUCCUCAACCACAUCCACAAACACAUCCACAACCACAUCCUCAACCACAUCCUCAACCACAUCCUCAACCACAUCCACAACCACAUCCACAACCACAUCCUCAACCACAUCCUCAACCACAACCACAACCACAUCCACAACCACAUCCACAACCACAUCCUCAACCACAACCACAUCCUCAAACACAACCAAAACCACAUCCACAUCCUCAAACACAUCCACAACCACAACCACAUCCUCAAACACAACCACAACCACAACCACAUCCUCAAACACAUUCACAACCACAACCACAUCCUCAAACACAACCACAACCACAUCCACAACCACAACCACAUCCUCAAACACAACCACAACCACAACCACAUCCACAAACACAACCACAACCACAUCCACAACCACAACCACAUCCUCAAACACAUCCACAACCACAUCCACAACCACAUCCUCAAACACAACCACAACCACAUCCACAUCCUCAAACACAUCCACAACCACAUCCACAAACACAUCCUCAAACACAUCCACAUCCACAACCACAACCACAUCCUCAAACACAUUCACAACCACAACCACAUCCUCAAACACAACCACAACCACAUCCACAACCACAACCACAUCCUCAAACACAACCACAACCACAACCACAUCCACAACCACAUCCUCAAACACAACCACAACCACAUCCACAACCACAACCACAUCCUCAAACACAACCACAACCACAUCCACAUCCACAUCCACAACCACAUCCUCAAACACAACCACAACCACAUCCUCAAACACAACCACAACCACAUCCACAUCCUCAACCACAUCCUCAACUACAACCACAACCACAUCCACAACCACAACCACAUCCACAUCCACAACCACAUCCUCAAACACAACCACAUCCACAUCCUCAACCACAUCCUCAACUACGUCCACAUCCACAACCACAACCACAUCCACAACCACAACCACAUCCACAUCCACAACCACAUCCUCAAACACA
Salvelinus fontinalis (brook trout) is the source of this 2958-nucleotide messenger RNA. RefSeq names its product mucin-2-like. The transcript has 5 exons. The record is from RefSeq and is a predicted model, not a curated record. Lineage: Eukaryota; Metazoa; Chordata; Actinopteri; Salmoniformes; Salmonidae. The annotation marks the transcript as partial.